Messenger RNA from Phlebotomus papatasi, 1648 nucleotides. RefSeq lists its product as uncharacterized. The transcript is spliced from 5 exons. The coding region runs from base 2 to 1039 and encodes 345 amino acids. NCBI's taxonomy places the organism in Eukaryota, Metazoa, Arthropoda, Insecta, Diptera, Psychodidae. The record is from RefSeq and is a predicted model, not a curated record.
UAUGGACACACAUGAAGUUGUCACACUCAAAUGUAACACACUCAAAAUGGCUUCCGUCAAAGAUACAGCAUCAUUUUUCGCCAAUGGUAAUUCCAAACAAUUCGAAUAUGUGCUCAAAUUGUAUCCUCAAGUGUUAAAAUUGAAAGCUGAAAAGCGCCACAAACGACCAGAAGAACUCAUCAGGCUGGAUGAUUGGUAUCAAAAUGAACUACCGAAGCGAAUAAAGCAACGUGGAAAGGAUGCCCAUAUGGUGCAUGAAGAAUUGGUGCAGACGAUGAAAUGGAAACAGACACGUGGAAAAUACUAUCCACAAUUAUCGUAUCUGGUUAAGGUAAAUACCCCGCGUGCCGUGAUGCAGGAAACAAAGAAAGCCUUCCGGAAGUUGCCGAAUAUAGAACAAGCUAUAACGGCAUUGUCAAAUUUAAAAGGGGUAGGAACAACAAUGGCUAGUGCCCUUUUGGCAGCAGCAGCACCAGAAAAUGCACCAUUUAUGGCUGAUGAAUGCCUAAUGGCUAUACCAGAAAUUGAAGGUAUUGAUUAUACUACCAAGGAGUAUCUCAAUUUUGUAACACACAUCCAGACAACAGUUAGGCGUCUUAAUUCGGAAAAUGAGACCAGUGCCUUCUGGUCACCGCACAGAGUGGAACUAGCUCUGUGGACACAUUAUGUGGCAUCGGAACUUCAACCUGAAUUGCUGAAAGAGAUACCAGGCGGAGGAGGAGGAGGAGGAGGAGGUGAAAUAACAAAGAAUCAUGUGGCAAAUGGUAUCAAUGCCACAUCACUCGAACCAUCAGAUGACAGCAAUCUCGAACCUGCGGCUUCAAAUGGUACAACAAGAGGACUCGAUAGUCUGGAUGAGAGUACACGCUCAGAAGAUAGCCUGGAGAAGCCAAUAACGCCGAUUCUCACUAAUGACGAGACGAAUGGCAGCGAUUCGCAAAGCAGUAUCAAGAGAUUCGCAGACUGCGACAGCUCCGAAGAACAGACUGAAUCGAGUGAGCCGGAAAGGAAGAGAUCAAAGAACAGCGAGAAGGAGUGAGUAGGGUGUCGCGCCACCAAGCGGAAUUUUUUUUUCUACGAAAAAUUUUUUCAAAAAAAAAAACAACAACAACACAGAUGGCGGUUACAAAACAACAACAACAACAAAAGAAAAGUUUACACAGGAUUUCUAUUAUUAUUAUUAUUAUUAUUAUUAUUAAUAUUAUUAUUUUAUUUUUUUUUUUCAUUACGAAUUUCUACAGCAUCAACUUCCUUUUCUCUAUUUACCAUUUUUUCAGCACAGAGUUUUAGAAGAAAAAAAAAGCCUUUUGCUGUUUCUUUUUUUUGUGUCCUUUAUUUAAUUUUUUUUUAGUAAAAAAGAAAUUUUUUUAGAAAAAAACCCUGAAAUCCUUAUCCAAAAAAAAAAAUAAGAUUCCCCUUUAAAGUUUUCCCUGGCAUUUUCUUUUUCUUUUUCCUUUUCUUUUUUUUUGAUAUGAGAGCAAACCAGAUAUAGAUAAAAUUUAGUGGUGUAGAGAGAGAGAGAGAGAGAGCGAGAGAGAAGGUACGAUGAUUAUUUAAUAAUUAAAGAGAAAAAAAUGAGAAAAAAAGAGAUUUAAGAAGAAAAUGAAGAAAAAAAUAUAACAAAAAAUGAAAAAAAAAACAAUAAGAG